CAACUUGCAAAUGGAGAUAGAGGCUUUGAGAAUGUGGAGCUGGGUGUCAUAGGAAAGAAGAAGAAAAUUCCAAGGAGGGUUAUUCAUUUUGCAAGUGGAGAAACAAUGGAAGAGUAUAGCACAGAUGAAGAGGAAGAUGAACAAGAGAAAAAAGACCUGUUGCCACCUGUAGAUCCUACAACGCUCACAUGGGGACCCUACUUGUGGUUUCACAUGCUGCGAGUUGCUACAUCAACCUUAUCAGUGUGUGAUUUCCUCGGGGAAAAGAUUGCAUCUGUUCUGGGGAUAAGCACACCAAAAUACCAAUAUGCCAUUGAUGAGUAUUACAGAAUGAAGAGAGAGGAGGAAGAAGAGGAACAGGAAAACAGGAUGUCAGAAGAAGCAGAAAGACAGCAUCAGGAACAGCAGAACAAGCCACAAGCUGAAGCUCCUGUCCAGACAGACCAGCCUGAAGCAACAGCAUGCACUUCAUUCGUGAAUGUAAACUUUGAAAAUGAGGGAGAUUGCCCAUCCGUUGGGGAAAAUAAACAAGAUGUAGUUCCUGUCCCUCCUUAAGUGUAAAGCUCCAUGUAAUGUAGGAAAUAGGAAGCGUCAGGUGUCACAAUCUGGCUGUAAGAAGCAGGAAAGAUAGGAUUAUACUUGUUCAGUGAAAUACAACUUCUAGCAUUCUUAUUGAUCAGGAGAGAGCUAGGCAAUGUCUGUUCAGUCUGUCUGCCUAAUAACAGCUGAGGCAUUCUGCCAAAUUGUCACUUCAGUGAAAAUGAAAAUUGCACUACAAACAUUUGGUGUAAAAUUGAAUGUGUGAGCUAAUUUCUGUGUAAAGCAAGUAAAAAUGUCUUGUCUUUGAAUUGCUGUGUCUCUAACACCUGUGGAUUGCAGAUGCAGUGCUGUUUCCUACUUCUAAACACCUAUUUCUGAUUUGCACAUUGUUUGCAACUUGGCUCUCUAUGAAUAGAUUAAUAGGAAUCAAUAUCCUGUAACUCACAAGUCAUAAUAGCAUCUGAGUUCCCCUAUUUAUUGUCACUAUUGUAUGCAUGGAUUUUUUUUCUGUUGUUGUUUAACACAAGAGAUGUUAGAUUUAAUGUUAAUUAGAUUUAAG
Molecule: messenger RNA, 1099 nt
Organism: Pelecanus crispus (Dalmatian pelican)
Lineage: Eukaryota; Metazoa; Chordata; Aves; Pelecaniformes; Pelecanidae
Source: RefSeq, a predicted model, not a curated record